AUGUACCCUUCCACCCACUCUCCACUACUCGUUGAAAGCCUGCUCCCAGUCGAGAUGCCUCUGCCUCUGCCACUAAGCGCCGUAGCCAAACGGGCUCCCGCUCAGCUCACGCACAUCCUCAAGCUGCGCGCCUCACGAAUCUUCCUGUCCAGCCUACUGCUCUGGCUCCUGCUCUACGCCUACUGCCGGACGAGAUUCUGGCGCGACCCACACUCCGCCUUCUUUCAGGAAGCCCACGUCUACGAUCUGGACUACAGCUUGUACCGCGAGCGCGAAGGCACGCAUUUCCUCGCGCGGCACAAUGCACCUACCACCCGGCCUGGGGAGGAGUUUCAUUACCACUACACGAAAAACAAUAGCGAGGGCGGGAGCGAGACCCCGGCCGUGUGCGUCGCCAUAGUCACGGUGCGUCGCGAACAGGACACGUACUUCGACGCAUCAGUCGGCUCGCUCUUGGAGGGGCUGACCGAGCACGAGCGCAAGCCGCUGCAUCUCAGCGUUCUGUUUGCCGACAUAGACCCGGCGGUGCAUCCCAGCUGGGGGCAGAAAUGGGUCGAGAGGCUUGUUGACCAGGUGGGCGGGUAUAAUGUGUCUGCAGAGCAGCUGGAGGAUCUGCGCAAGUGGGAAGCGGAGAGGAAUUUCUAUAGGAAAGGGGUCUUUGACUACAUCUACGCACUGCGGACCUGCCAGGGCGUCAACGCGCCUUACACGCUCAUCUUCGAGGACGACAUCAUCCUGGCCACGGGGUGGUUCGCGCGGACACUCAAGAGCCUGGCGGAGAUCAGCAGACGUGAAGCUGGAGCCAACCAGGGCCAUAGCCAUGCCGCGAAGAACCAGAAGCCAUGGCUGUACCUGCGGCUCUUUUACACGGAGACCGCGCUGGGCUGGAGCAGCGCUGACUUCGCAUACGAACACAUGCCGCUGAUCUUCCUCACGCUCACGGCAUUAUCAUUCACAGCUCUCUAUUUCCUCCAGCGCUCUCGCCGCUUCCAGCCCUUGCACCUCGACACGCCCAGCAUUCUCGUCAUUUCUCUCCUCUGCAUUCCCGCAUUCACAGCGCUGGCGUACAUGGUGGGGAAAUACAACCUCAUGCCGCUCCGCGGCGUGGUGCAGAUGAACAAGUUCGGGUGCUGCACCCAGGGCCUGUUAUUCCCGGCGCAGCAGGUGGAUAGGCUGAUAGGCUUCUUGGAAGACAGGGGGCAUGGGCAGACAGACUCGCUGAUUGAGGAGUAUGCGGACCUGAAUGGGCUGAACAGGUAUGCGGUUGCGCUACCGCUGCUGCAGCAUGUGGGCCUGAAGUCCAGCAGGGACAAUACGGAUGUCAAUACACAAAGUACAUGGGCGUUUUGGUUUGAAACGAAUAAGCCAGAGGCCUUGAGGAGGGAGCAUGCGGAGUUGUUGGGCGAUGCUGAUGUGCAGCAAAUGUUGGAGUUACCGUGCCCUAGACUACCAUAG
Aspergillus nidulans FGSC A4 is the source of this 1455-nucleotide messenger RNA. RefSeq lists its product as uncharacterized. Gene Ontology annotation, molecular function: glycosyltransferase activity. Gene Ontology annotation, cellular component: Golgi membrane. Gene Ontology annotation, biological process: GPI anchor biosynthetic process. Lineage: Eukaryota; Fungi; Ascomycota; Eurotiomycetes; Eurotiales; Aspergillaceae. The transcript has 2 exons. The record is from RefSeq and is a predicted model, not a curated record. Bases 1 to 1455 code for a protein of 484 amino acids.